UCGAUCUCAACAUUCCGGGCGCAUUGGGCACGGACAUCGGGCAGUAACAGGAACCUACACUCUUGCUCACAGUAUCGCAACACUGGUGAUACGUUUCGGCGUAGCAGGACGGUGCUCAGUUCUUUCCGCAGGCGGAGACUGUCGAACUCAGAGAGUUUCAAAGGUUAAGCGAACACUCGACUUCCAAUAGAAUGUUGUCCCACGUAGACCUCGUCGAAAGCAGCCAGGUGGCUGAACGUCAAGAAGGCGCUGCAUCACAGCCUUCGUCACAGCUGUUGUCGCAGUCGAAAACUCAGGAUUCGCUGUCAGGGAAGCAAAUACGCGCGCUUGAGGCGGAACAGAGCCGACCGAGGAUGGUCAUCUCUAAGAUGGUGCUAAGGAACUUCAAAUCGUACGCUGGGGUGGUGGAAAUUGGGCCGUUUCAUAAGUCUUUCACGUCCGUGGUCGGCCCAAACGGUUCCGGCAAGUCCAAUGUUAUUGAUUCACUCUUGUUCGUCUUUGGCUUCAAAGCCAAGAAGAUGCGCCAAGGGAAGCUUUCGGAGCUGAUUCACAACUCCGCGAAUCACAAGAACCUGGAUAGCUGCUCUGUGGAAGUGCAUUUUCAAGAAAUCGUUGACCUUCCAGGACCGGACGCUUUUGAGGUUGUGCCCAACUCGACUUUAGUAGUGUCGCGAACAGUGGAACGCGCAACAACAGAAAAGGGUGCCGACAAAAGCACGUAUCGCAUCAACAGACGGAGCAGUAAUUUCACGGAAGUCACGACGUUGCUGAAGGACAAGGGAGUGGAUCUCGACCAUAAGCGGUUUUUGAUCUUGCAGGGAGAAGUAGAGUCCAUCUCCUUGAUGAAGCCGAAGGCGCAAAACGAGCAUGAGGAUGGACUCCUGGAAUAUCUGGAAGACAUCAUUGGAACCGCCCGUUACAAAGCGGAGAUUGAUGCCACCAACGUGAAGAUGGACGCGCUCAACGAGGAACGCGGCGAGAAGCUCAACCGCCUGAAGUUUGUAGAAAAGGACAAAAGAUCGCUGGAAGCGAAAAAAGAAGAGGCGGAAACCUUCAUCAGAACCGAGAAUCAGCUCGUUCACGCCAAAAACAAACUCUUUCAUAUCUGCAUUGAUGAAUGCUCGAAGGACAUCGAUCGCAACCAAACAAUAGUGGAGGACUUGAGCACGAAACUGGAAGCUGAGAGGGCGAAGCACUCUGGUCUUGCUUCCGAGGUCAAGACCCUGGAAAAGAGCCACAAGAGUACACAAAAGGAAUAUGAGUCGAUAGCAGCGAAAGCCGAAUCGGUGCGAAAUGAGCUGCAACGGUACGACCGGGCGGAAGUGGAGCUUACUGAGAAGAUAACGCAUCUGGAGAAGAAGGAGAAAAAGCUGAGGAGUACAGUGCAUAAGGAAAAGCUAGAGCGCUCAGAACACGAGACGUGGAUACGGAAUUUCGAUAACGAUAUGAGUAAAGCUCAGAAGGAAGGAGAGGAACUGGCUGAGAAGCUUGCUGAGGAGGAGGAAGUGUUGAAGGAAAUCCGGGAGAGUCUCAAGGGGAAAACCGAAGGCUUCCAAAAGCAAAUCGAGAAAAAGCAGGAAGAAUUAGCACCUUGGAUGGAAAAGAUCAAUGCGAAACAGGGACAACUGGAUUUGACAACGUCUGAACGCGACAUUCUGGAGAGCAACAUGCACGCUGCGCAAACUGCUCUGAAGGAUGCGGAGCAGAAAGUGGUCGAACUGCGUGCGCAGCAUCGGGAAAAGGCCAAGGAAAAGAAGCAGCUGGAAGCUCAGCAGAAGGAGCUACAGGGCCAACGUGGCGAGCUGCAAGGGCAAUUGCAGAAUUGUGCAACGAAGGAGGAGGACUUGCGCAAGACGGUGGUAUCAUCCCGCGCAAAGGCCGAUGAAGCGCGAGUCAACUUGCAAGCCGCACAAAGUCGAGGCAAAGUGCACAACAGUCUGAUGCAGCAGAGUCAUGCAGGGCGGAUACAGGGCAUUUGCGGCCGUCUUGGAGACCUUGGAGUCAUUGAUGACCAAUAUGACGUUGCUGUGACCACCGCCUGUGGAUCUCUUGACGCUAUCGUCGUUGACCAUGUGGAAUCCGCCCAACAAUGCAUCGAGUAUCUCCGGAAGCAGAGCGUCGGAAGAGCCACUUUCCUCUCUCUCGACAAGCUUACGAAAUGGAAUACCGCACCAAUCAAAACACCAGAGAACGUGCCUCGCCUUUUCGAUCUCAUCAAGCCUAAACAGGAAAAAUAUGCACCAGCGUUCUACCAGGUCCUUCGCGAUACCUUGGUCGCAAAGGAUCUUGAACAAGCAAACAGGAUAGCGUAUGGCGCCAAGCGGUUCCGUGUUGUCACCCUGGAAGGACAACUCAUCGAUACGUCCGGAACUCUCAGCGGUGGAGGCAGUAAGCCCCAGCGCGGGGGCAUGAGUUCGAAGUUUGCUUCGGACGAAGUCACUCAGCAAACUGUUGCGAAUUUGGCAAAGCAGAAGGACGACGCCGAAAAGGAUCAUGAGAAGGUGAAAGUGGUCAAGGCGGAGCUAACCGAAAGGAUCGAAGCUUUGGAUCGGGAGCUGCCGGUGGUUUCGUUGGAGUUGGAAAAGGCCAUGCUAGGGUUGAAGUCGCUGGAGGAAUCAGUAUUAGAUGCUGAGAAGCAUGUCGAGACCUUGAGAACUCGAAAGCAAGGCCCGAGCGCCGAGGACGUCAGCCGCUACGAGGAGCUGCAAGCUCUUACCACAACCCUCACGAAGGACAUUGAAAAGCUCACGCGCAACACAACCAAGAUCAGCGAUGAGAUCACAGCCCUCCAAGUUCAAAUCCUCCAGAUCGGUGGUGUUCGGUUACGUACCCAACACGCAAAAGUCGACGGCUUGAACGAGCACAUCUCCAUCAACAGCAGCCGCAUGACAAAGUUGCGCGUGGAGAGAAGUUCGAGGGAUAAGGCAUUGACGAAGGUUGUCAAGAGUAUCGUGAAGAAUGAAGGCGAUGCCGAGAAUACCUGUGCUGAGAUUGAUGCGAUUGAGGGCGAGCUUGAGAAGCAGAGGGGCGCUGUUAAGGAGGUCACUGCAAAAGUCAAGGAGGCUGAGGAGAUACUGGAAUCAAAAGAGGCUGAGCUUGAGGAUAUCAAGCAAGAGCUCGAUGCUAAAACCGAGCAAAUGAACGACUUACGGAAGUUCGAGGUUGAAGCGAAAGCGCGACUGGACGGCGCAAGCAAGGAGCUAGCACAGAAGCAGUCGCAAAGAAAGUACUUCCAGAAAGAGAUAGACACCAAUCUUCGAUUGCAAGUCACUGGGUUUGAGGAGUAUGAAGAACCGACGGAACUUCCAAAAUACUCGGAAGAGGAGGUGGGGCAACUGGAGAAGAAGGUCGUGGAAAGUGAAAUACAGAAUUUACAAGCUAAACUGGACGAAGGAACACCCAACCUCUCCGUCCUGGCCGAAUACAAGCAGAAGCAUGAAGCCUACCUCGCACGGGCCAAAGAUCUUGAGGAUGUGACGCAACUCCGUGACCAAGCGAAAGCACGCCACGAUGAGCUACGUACACGGCGCUUGACGGAAUUCAUGGAAGGCUUCACAGCCAUAUCGCAAAAGUUGAAGGAAAUGUACCAGCUGAUUACCCUAGGAGGGAACGCGGAACUGGAGCUCGUCGACAGUCUGGAUCCGUUUUCCGAGGGAAUCAUAUUUAGCGUUAUGCCGCCAAAGAAGAGUUGGAAAAACAUUUCUAACCUCUCUGGAGGUGAAAAGACACUCUCCUCUCUAGCACUCGUGUUCGCUCUUCACCACUUCAAGCCUACGCCGCUGUACGUGAUGGACGAGAUCGACGCCGCGCUCGACUUCCGUAACGUGUCCAUUGUGGCAAACUACAUCAAGGAACGGACAAAGAAUGCACAGUUUAUCAUCAUCAGUUUGAGGAACAAUAUGUUUGAGCUCGCCGAUCGGCUCGUUGGGAUAUACAAGACGGACAACACGACGAAGAGCAUCACGAUCAAUCCGAACGCUUUGUGAACCUUUGACACUUCCUAAAAACUGUGCUUUGGCGUACAUUUUGGACGUAAUGUUGAUGACUGCGUAGUGAUCUCUCAUAGCCGUGAAGCAUGUACUCGUAACUGUAGAAGACUCUGGAUGAUAUGGCGUCUAGAGGCGCUUUUGAGAAACAUCGUGUGACAUCAAACCAGGUCGUUCAUGUCUCGGGCAGGCACAGCGCAUAUACCAGUUCGGACAAGCAUGAGCUCAGCAUCGAGCAUUCCGAAGCGGGGUGCUUAAUCCUAAUGCCUGGGCCCUGCAGGUUUAUUGGACGCCGCUGCAGUAGGUAUCCAUCGUGAG
Messenger RNA from Fimicolochytrium jonesii, 4304 nucleotides. Its product is annotated as putative nuclear condensin complex subunit Smc4. Bases 192 to 3986 code for a protein of 1264 amino acids. The transcript has 18 exons. Gene Ontology annotation, molecular function: protein binding; ATP hydrolysis activity; ATP binding. Gene Ontology annotation, biological process: mitotic chromosome condensation. The record is from RefSeq and is a predicted model, not a curated record. Lineage: Eukaryota; Fungi; Chytridiomycota; Chytridiomycetes; Spizellomycetales; Powellomycetaceae. Gene Ontology annotation, cellular component: chromosome.